Penicillium diatomitis is the source of this 1671-nucleotide messenger RNA. RefSeq lists its product as uncharacterized. Gene Ontology annotation, biological process: amino acid transport; transmembrane transport. The transcript is spliced from 8 exons. Gene Ontology annotation, molecular function: transmembrane transporter activity. The coding region runs from base 1 to 1671 and encodes 556 amino acids. The record is from RefSeq and is a predicted model, not a curated record. Gene Ontology annotation, cellular component: membrane. Lineage: Eukaryota; Fungi; Ascomycota; Eurotiomycetes; Eurotiales; Aspergillaceae.
AUGGAUGUGCCGGCCAAAACUGAGAUAAAUCGAGCCCAAAGCACCAAGAAUACAGUGAAGCUUCAUGAAGUGAGAGGGUCAUCCGUCCUGCCGAUGGCUUCAAUUCAGGACGACGACGAGCGUCUUCUUGCUCGCAUUGGGUAUAAGCAGGAGCUCCGCCGGGAGUUUUCAAAAUGGUCUACCGUGUCCUACGCCAUCAGCAUUUUGGGCGUACUAGGCUCGGUGCCUGCGACAUUGGGUCAGCCUCUGACCGUCGGUGGUCCUGGUACGGCUGUCUGGUGCUGGUUGAUCGGCUCUUGCAUGGCCUUGUUGAUCGGAAGUUCCGUCGCCGAAUUGGUUUCUGCAUAUCCCACGGCUGGUGGCAUGUACUAUGUUACAAAACAUGUAGUUCCUUCCGAUCAUAUGCCGCUUUUUGCAUGGUCACAGGGAUUCUGUAACCUUUUGGGGCAAACUGCCGGAGUCUCUUCAGUCGCCUAUACGAUUGCACAGAUGUUGCUGGCGUGCAUCAGCAUGAACACGGCCUUCUCUGAUGGUCAAUAUGCAUAUUCGCCCACGGCUCUCCAUACGGUGAUGGUGUCAAUUGGCGUUCUUUUGGGGUUGGGAGUUAUCUGCUCCUUGACCACCAAAUCGUUGCAUCGUAUUGUUAUUUGGUUUGCACCUAUCAACAUUGUUGCGACAAUCUGCAUUUGCUUUUUCCUCUUAUAUCUCACACCGGAUAAGCAACCCGCAUCCUGGGUGUUCUUCCACUUCACCGAUGGUUCAGGUUGGGGUUCGAAGGUGUUUUCAUUUUUCCUCGGCUUUCUGGCGGUAGCGUGGACCAUGACAGACUACGAUGGCACCACCCAUAUGUCCGAAGAGACACAUGAUGCGGCGGUGCGGGGUCCUAUUGCCAUCCAGACAGCGGUCAUUGUUUCUGGGGUAUUUGGCUGGCUUUUGACCGUCUGCAUGUGUUUCUGCUUGACAGACUUUGAAGGCAUCAUGAAUUCGCCCACUGGCUUACCAGCGGCCCAAAUUUUCUUCAAUGCCGGGGGUCGGACAGGUGGAACUGCGAUGUGGGCAUGCGCUAUUCUGGUUCAGCUAUUCACUGGCUGCUCGGCUAUGUUAGCUGAUACCCGGAUGGCAUUCGCAUUUGCUCGGGACGAUGCACUUCCAUGCUCUUCAUUUUUGUCCAGAGUCAACAGCUAUACUCACACACCGGUUAACGCAGUCUGGUUUGUGGUCUUUUUCAGCAUCUCACUGAAUUUGAUCGCGAUAGGGUCUACUGAAACAGCCCUGGCAAUUUUCAGCGUCACCGCUCCUUGCCUUGACCUGUCCUAUGCGUCCGUGGUUCUCGCUCAUCAACUUCACAAGAAGAAAGUGAAGUUCAUCGAGGGGCCUUUUACACUUGGACGGUGCGGUAAAGUGGUCAAUUACGUUGCUGUGAUCUGGGUUCUGUUCAUCAGCACAAUCCUACUUUUCCCAUCACAGGUGCCGAUUACGCCCGCGAAUAUGAACUACGCUUCUUGUGUUAUUACCGGACUUGCAGUGAUUGGUGGAAUCUGGUGGAUAGUUAUUGCCAAGAGAAAAUAUACGGGUCCUCAAACCAACGAUACUAUAAACGAAAUUCCCCAAGAGCCUCAAGAGGAUUCUGAACAAGAUAUUGCAAAUCUCCCCGACAGCAGUUUACCUUGA